GAAAGGCAUGUGCCGCAGGGGAGCAAUAGUUCCGAGGCAGCCAGUUGUUAUAUGGCUUUUGUCUUAACGAAGCCACCCAUUACGGUAUGAUGAUGUCAAACGUGAUGCUGAUGCUACAGUUACAGACACAGCCCCUGCUGGCGCAGCCUCUCUGAUUCCCUCUUCCUCUCCGCGUCCAGCGCUGGGCUUUACCAGACAAGUGCAUCUCCUAACCAGGUCACAUUUCAGCCGCGACCCACCAUCCGUCAGUCACCGGAGACAGACCGCAGGAGGAGGGCUGCGGAAGACGGCAGCGUUUGCUUCGCCAGCAGCAGGGUGGCAGGAAGGACAUUAAAAUAUUGCAGAAGUCGAAACCCCCCAGGGCCAAUCCAGACCACGAUGCGCGCCCCGGGCUGCGGGCGGCUGGCGCUGCCGCUGCUGCUCCUCGCCGCAGCCGCCCUGGCCGAAGGCGACGCCAAAGGGCACAAGGAGGGCGAGACCCCCGGCAAUUUCAUGGAGGACGAGCAAUGGCUGUCGUCCAUCUCUCAGUACAGCGGCAAGAUCAAGCACUGGAACCGCUUCCGAGACGAGGUGGAGGACGACUACAUCAAAAGCUGGGAGGACAAUCAGCAAGGAGAUGAAGCCCUGGACACCACCAAGGACCCCUGCCAGAAGGUGAAGUGCAGCCGCCACAAGGUGUGCAUCGCCCAGGGCUACCAGCGCGCCAUGUGCAUCAGCCGCAAGAAGCUGGAGCACAGGAUCAAGCAGCCCACCAUGAAAUUCCAUGGAAACAGAGACUCCAACUGCAAGCCCUGCCACAUGGCCCAGCUCGCCUCAGUCUGCGGCUCUGAUGGCCACACUUACAGCUCGGUGUGUAAGCUGGAGCAGCAGGCAUGCCUGAGCAGCAAGCAGCUGACUGUGAGGUGCGAGGGCCCUUGCCCCUGCCCCACGGAGCAGGCUGCCACCUCCACCGCCGAUGGCAAACCAGAGACCUGCACGGGUCAGGACCUAGCCGACCUGGGAGAUCGGCUGCGGGACUGGUUCCAGCUCCUUCAUGAGAACUCCAAGCAGAACGGCUCAGCCAGCAGCGCUGCCAGCCCGGCCAGCGGGCUGGACAAGAGCCUGGGGGCCAGCUGCAAAGACUCCAUCGGCUGGAUGUUCACCAAGCUGGACACCAGUGCCGACCUCUUCCUGGACCAGACAGAGCUGGCUGCCAUCAACCUGGACAAGUACGAAGUCUGCAUCCGCCCCUUCUUCAACUCCUGUGACACCUACAAGGACGGUCGGGUCUCCACUGCCGAGUGGUGCUUCUGCUUCUGGAGGGAGAAGCCCCCCUGCCUGGCGGAGCUGGAGCGCAUCCAGAUCCAGGAAGCUGCCAAGAAGAAGAUAGGCGGCUUCAUCCCGAGCUGCGACGAGGACGGCUACUACCGGAAGAUGCAGUGUGACCAGAGGAGUGGCGACUGCUGGUGUGUGGACCAGCUGGGCCUGGAGCUGACCAGCACGCGCACGCACGGGAGCCCCGACUGUGACGACAUCGUGGGCUUCUCGGGGGACUUUGGGAGUGGCGUCGGCUGGGAGGAUGAGGAGGAGAAGGAGCCGGAGGAAGCAGGCGAGGAGGCCGAGGAGGAGGAGGGGGAGGCGGGCGAGGCGGACGACGGAGGCUACAUCUGGUAGAUGCCCUCGGAGCCGAGGCGGGGGCGCACCAGCGGGGACCUGAGCGGGCGGCCCGGCCAAUGGAUCUGGAAAAUGCAGUCGGAAGGACUCUGGCUCCAACUGGGGGGACUGGAUGUGUGAGUGUGCAUGGCGCGUGUGUGGCACGUGUGGCUGGGACGGAUGAGUGUGUGUGCGUGUGGCAUGCGCUGACAAACGUGUCCUUGGUCCACACUGCUCCUGGCAGAGUGAGUCACCCAAAGGCCCUUCGGCCUCCUUGUAGCUAUUUUCUUCCCAUUUGUUGUUGGUCUUAAAACACACACAUUCUCACACACACACACACACACACACACACACACACACACCCACACACACACACACACGUUGGCAGGUUGCUGGAAUGAAUGACAUGCCCUCUAGCUGAUGCUCCCUGCAGCCCGGCCCUGCCACCCUGGGUUCCGUUGCUACCCUGGCUCAACCAGCCCUGCCGCCCCCACCCCUGCUACCCUCCCCAUCUCCCUUCGGGGCCGGGCUCUGGCCUGCGGGCCCGUCCCCAUGGCAGAGGGGAGGGAGGCCAAGGAGUUGUCUACUGGCUGGGGGUCAUUGCAAAACUGGGCCGAUUUGGUGUGACACCCCCGCCAGCUUCAGAUGAGAUGGUCCAGGACACCCGGCCACAGCCAGCCCCAUUCCUUUGCCAAAUCCCCAAGCACUAGAGAAACUCUCCUAAGUCAGGCCAGAGUGACAAAAGGUGGCCGAGAAGGAGCUGGGGGCAGAAGCUGAGAGGCAGGGGAGGGGACUGGUUGUCCAAGGUCCUUCCCAUUGGUGCAGGUGAGGAGCAGGGGAAUCUGCAGGUGCAGAUCCUGGGAGAGCUCCUAGGAGUGGAGACGGGCAGCCCUGAAUGCCAGAGCCCGGAACACUCUGGCCCCUUUCUGUGGAUCUCAUGUGUGGCUCUGGUCUGGGCAGCUCUCUCGGGGACAGUGGGUGGGUGGUUUUGCAAGUGAGCUCUGCUUGGCUCCCUUUUGGCGGCCCAGGGGGUGCUGCUCCUGCCUCCAUCUCCCUUGCUGGGGUCCCCUUCUUCACCCCAGGGAGCCUGAGGACCAGGCUGAGGGGCCUGGGUCUCAGCCAGGCGUGUGUGUGUGCCCACCUCCUCUCGACCCCCUAACUGAAAGCUCUCCACCUGCCCAGACCCAUUGAAAGACUUGUCCCUGAGACCCUAUAAAGGAGAAGCUGCUGGAAGCUGCAGCCUUCCUACCCUGAGACCAACUUUCCUGCUCAAGGGAGAGGCACCCUUGGGACAUUCCCAGCUCCACUCCUCUCAGCCCCUGGUGUUCCCCUCUGCCCCCUCUGAGGGCCCCUUGGGGCUGCCCCUGUGGGAGUUGUAGUGUGUGGGAGUUGUCAGAGGGGACAGGAGCAGCACAGCCAGGCUCUGAGGCCACACCUCGGUGUUACCCCAAGUCUCCUGACCGGGUGGGAGCUCAUCUUACCAGAUGAGAAGACGUCCCGUGGGUUUUGUUUGUUUGUUGUUGUUUUCCCUAAUCUGUCCAGUUCUCCCCUAUUGAAGCAAAUUCCUUAACACCUUUGGUGAAGAAUUUCUUACCCAGACUUGGGCUUCUGAUACCCUUCGGUGCAUGGUGAGUGCAGUGCGUGUGUGUGUGUGUGUGUGUGUGUGUGUGUGUGUGUGUGUGUGUGUGUGUAUGUGUGUGUGAGUGUGUGAACCUGGGGCGCCAUCCAGGUGGCCUGGGAGUGUGAGGAGGGCCCUGUGCGCUGGGUGGCCUGUGGGGUGCCGGGUCAAUGUCGGGGGGCUCCCCGCCCAGCUCUCCCAGCCCCUCCCAGCACCCUCAGAGCUCUGUUGACUUUACAGAGGAGCCUCACCCUGUCCACCCCUGCUCUCCAUCCCGGAAGCAGCACCGUCCAAGUCCUUCCUGGGGAAAUAGCAAAAUUCCUCUUAGCCCCGUAAACCGCUUCCCAUUCCGCAGCACAGUUCUGGUUGUUGAGGUGUCGCGCUGUUUCGGAUCCCCUAGUCUCCUUCUUCCUCUAGUCCCCUUCUUCCUCCUGUCCCUUUUCUGUCCUCCACUUCUUUCCUCUGGCCCCUGGCUCAGUUCAGGGAGAUGCUGUCCCACCUCAGCCCUCUGCUGUCCUUGUAGGGUAGCCGCCGCCGCUCCUCCGACUUGGAGCUACUUGAAACUUCCUGCUCGCACUAGGAUCAGAGUCUGUCUCUUCCCUCUGCCCCAGCUGGGCUUCUGGAACUGCCCUUCUGGGGGCUGCUGUUGAGGAUGCUGGGGGGCUUUGGGGGAGGGGGCUCAGAGGAAGGGGUGUCUUCCUCCUCUUGCUGUUGCCCUCCCCUCCUGGGGGGCGUGUGCUCUCUGUGUCUCCGGGUCUUCUGGUUGUGCACGUUUGUCUGACCUUGUAAAUAUGUUUUAGGAAGAAAGCAAAAGGCACUGAACUGGCCCCUGGCGGGACUGCAGGGUCUAGCCUUGCCUCUCUCUGAACCCCACACUGCUUUUCACCCCACUGAGACUGGGGUCCCCCCAAAGGUAGACAAAAACAGCUGUCCCAGUGGGGCUGAAGGCCUCCAAGUGACUUCCUGUUAGACAAGCUGAAGAUUUCCUCAGGAGCAAGGUUGCAGGUUGGCCCUUCCGCAGCUCCUAGUGCCCGUGCCCAAGCUGCCUGCCACCCAGCCCAACAUGCCCCCUCCCCAAUGCCCUCGCUCCUUCCUGCCCCUCGUCCCUGGCUUAAGCAGGAAGGGGAAUUAGGGCUGCUCUGAGAGGGGCUCAACCAAAUUUUAAAAGGACGGUUUCUCGCCUGGCCCUGGAGCUGCCAUUGGUCCUGCUAUGCCACUCAGCCCACGGGUGCUGGGAGAGGUAAAUAUGUAAGAUUGGGUGGGUUGGGGGUGGAAAAAAUAAAUGUGCCUUGAGAGACCACUCAGAGAGGGGCCAAGGGUGAUGGGGACGGAGGCCUGGGGAGUGAAGGCAGGAGGCCGAGAGGAUGAGAGCGGGACAGGCCGUCCUGGCUGCCCCUGGGGUUCCACUGGGCUGCAGCUGCACGUGGAAGUGGGCACACUUGCUCCCUGCAGCCUGCCUGGUUUCAGCGGGCUGGCCUCCCGCUCGGCCUCAUGAGCUCGUGUGCCUCCAACUUCACCCCGACUGGGUGGGGACCAUUGGCAUCAACGCGGGAAGCCUCCGCUUCACCAAAGCCUGAGCCCUCAGCCCUUGGGGAGAAGGAACGGCUGAUCUUUGACACCCAGGGUCACUGCGAGGCUGCAGGCCGGCGGGAGCCCCAGGGAAGAGACACUGGAGUGCAAGAGGAGACUGGAGCCAGGGGAGGAAGUCCCUAGCAGAGCAAGCUGCUUUCUAGCCUGAAGCCUACUUAAACUGUGUGACGUGCAAUAACUGAGCUUAGAGUUAAGAAUUGUGUUCAAGUGCUGGAUUUCCGUCUGUAGAUUUAAGUGCUGAAGUCGUAUCUCUCAGUAAUUUUAGAUGUCUUUAAAAAAAAUCGAAAAACAAAGUGUUAGACCGUGUGCGUGCGUCGAUGGGCACUCAAGCGUCCCGCGGGUCACCCACCUCUCCCUUCGCCCCCUGCACCCCUGCCCCUCACGCCCCACCCCUGCCUCCACCUGGGGACCCUGCCUCGUGUUGUCUUUCUCUGCCUAUUACUCAGCCUAAGGAAACAAGUACACUCCACACAUGCAUAAAGGAAAUCAAAUGUUAUUUUUAAGAAAAUGGAAAAUAAAAACUUUAUAAACACCA
Messenger RNA from Lemur catta (Ring-tailed lemur), 5375 nucleotides. RefSeq names its product SPARC (osteonectin), cwcv and kazal like domains proteoglycan 2 (gene SPOCK2). NCBI's taxonomy places the organism in Eukaryota, Metazoa, Chordata, Mammalia, Primates, Lemuridae. Gene Ontology annotation, molecular function: calcium ion binding; protein binding. The coding region runs from base 379 to 1653 and encodes 424 amino acids. The transcript has 12 exons. The record is from RefSeq and is a predicted model, not a curated record.